AUGAGUGGGUUUUCUAGUAGGCUUAUGAACAUGAAGUUCAUGCAAGCUGCUGCUAAGAAAGAAGAAACCGAAAAGAUAGAGGAGGAAAUCAAAAUUAUAAGAGAUGCAUCUGAAUGGAAACUAAGUAACUUUGAUAGAAUAAUAAAGAAUAAAAACAAGAAUAAAAGGAUUGAACAAAGAAAAUUUCAGUCCGUUAGCUAUUUAGAUAUAUUUAAAAAUUCAGGGGAAGCAGAACAAAAAACAUCAAGUGCUAUUGGAAGAAGAGUCUGGGGAGAAACAGAAAGCACGACUCAAGUUGUACAGAUUCUGGAAAAAAAGCGAGACGUUGAACCAAAAGUUCCUGAAAACAAAGACGUCAACACAGAUUCAAGUCCAAAGAAGAAGAGAUCGAAAAAAAGCACAAAACUAAGCACAAAAAAAAGAAAAUUUUCUGAGAAUUAG
Molecule: messenger RNA, 441 nt
Organism: Ascoidea rubescens DSM 1968
Lineage: Eukaryota; Fungi; Ascomycota; Saccharomycetes; Ascoideales; Ascoideaceae
Exons: 1
Coding region: 1-441 (146 amino acids)
Source: RefSeq, a predicted model, not a curated record